AUGCGCGGCGCGCGCGGGCGAGGGCGGACGGUGACGACGCGCGCGCGCGCGCGGCGGGGCGAACACGCGCGCGCGCGGGCGAGUGACGUCGAGCGACGACGCCGAGGGGACGACGCGUCGCGCGAGACGAGACGGCGGGAUCUGCUCGCGGGUGGUGUCGGUGUCGGCGCGUCGGUGUGGUUGCCGGGAAGCGCCGAGGCGCGGGUGGACGCGUCGCGGGCGAACGCGCGCGCGGUGCCGACGACGGAGACGCCGCUGCGCGGGACGCGCCUGACGCCGUCGCGCGUGAUCAAGGGGUGCUGGCAGUUGAGCGGUGGACACGGGGGGGAUCGUGACAGCGACCGAACGAAGGGUGAUGCCGCGGUGGAGGAUUUUGAGCGCUUCGUCGAGGCCGGGGUGACGACGUUCGACACGGGACCGGAGGCGUGCGGAUACGGCCCGAGCGAGUUGAUCAUCGGAGAGUAUUUAAAAAGUCCCGCGGGACGAAGACGGGCGAAUGAGGUGAAGGUUUUCACUAAACUAUGUUGUGUCGGUCGUGAGCAGUACGGUAUGACGAAGGAGUGGGUGGAGGCGAACGUGGAUCGGCCGAGGAAACGUUUGGGCGUGGACAAGCUGAACAUGGUGCAGAUGUACUGGAACGACUACGGCAGUAAGGGCUACGUCGACGCUGCGCUGUAUCUGACCGAUCUGAAGCACAAGGGGAAAAUCGACGCGGUGUCGCUCACGAAUUUCGACACGCAACGCAUGCGAGAGAUGGUGGAUGCUGGGGCGGAAAUAUCGACGAACCAGAUUCAAUACUCUCUGCUCGAUCGACGUCCGGAAAAGUACAUGACGAAGUACUGCAAAGAUACGGGCAUCGGUUUGCUCCCGUACGGCGUCGUCGCCGGAGGUUUGCUAGCGGAUAAGUACCUCGACGCACCAAAGGGAGAGUUCCGAAUCAACACCUCGUCCCUUCGUAAGUACUCGAGCGUCCUCGCAGAGGUCGGGGGGUUCGAGUGGUACCAGAGUUUGUUGAAAACGCUACGCGCGGUGGGCGAUAAACACGGCGGUGCGAGCAUCUCGAACGUCGCCUCGAAGUGGGUUCUAGACUCACCGGUGGUGCCCGCGAUCAUCAUCGGAGCGCGAAACGCGAGUCACAUCGACGACCACCGCGCUCUUUUUGAUUUCGAUCUCGAUGACUCUGACCGCCGAGACAUCGAGAGCGUUCUCGAGAAGGGUUACCAGGCCAAGGAGGAUGCGUACACUUGGGAGCGCGGCGGACGUUGGUGA
Messenger RNA from Ostreococcus tauri, 1269 nucleotides. Its product is annotated as NADP-dependent oxidoreductase domain. Bases 1 to 1269 code for a protein of 422 amino acids. Lineage: Eukaryota; Viridiplantae; Chlorophyta; Mamiellophyceae; Mamiellales; Bathycoccaceae. The transcript has a single exon. The record is from RefSeq and is a predicted model, not a curated record.